Molecule: messenger RNA, 1758 nt
Organism: Lampris incognitus (smalleye Pacific opah)
Lineage: Eukaryota; Metazoa; Chordata; Actinopteri; Lampriformes; Lampridae
Gene: fbxo9
Product: F-box protein 9
Exons: 13
Coding region: 138-1403 (421 amino acids)
Biological process (GO): SCF-dependent proteasomal ubiquitin-dependent protein catabolic process
Cellular component (GO): SCF ubiquitin ligase complex
Molecular function (GO): protein binding
Source: RefSeq, a predicted model, not a curated record
GGUCAUCCAAGAUGGCCGCGUCCCUGCGUGCCCGUAAACAUGUCCGCUGUGUUGUGCGUUUCUCCGACCGUGAACUGUAAAACUGCUCAUUUUCAUCACUUGCGGAGAAACCCGGAAGACAAAGUAGGCGAGCCGUCAUGGCUGAAGAAAAUGCAGAUGUUGGUGGUAUGAUAGAGGGUGAAGAAGAUGAAAGUUCAGAUGAUCCAAACCUCCAUGUUGAGCUCAAUGUUUUUAGAGCUCAGUGGAUCUCUGAACUGAAACCAUGCUCUGAAGCAACUGGGAUGAGCAAAGCAGCCCGUCGAGCUGCGGACCUCAAAAGGACACAAGAUCUGGCGAGGGAGGAAAAGGCCAGAGAGCUGUUUCUGAGAGCUGUAGAGGAGGAGCAGAAUGGAGCUGUCUAUGAGGCAAUCAAAUACUAUCGCAGGGCAAUGCAGCUUGUGCCUGACAUCGAGUUUAGGAUAAACUACAGCCGCCCGUCUGACCCUGAUGGCGUUGGCAUGGCAGAAAAUGAUGCCGAUGGGGAGAUUGAGGAUCUGCUCUCCUACUUCCAGCAACAGCUCGCUGUAGAAGAGCCCUCUUCCAAGAUCUGUAUUCCUGACUUGGCGAUGACUCAGAUGCACAUCUCAGCCUUACCACCAGAGGUGCUGAUGUACAUAUUUCGCUGGGUUGUGUCCAGUGAUUUGGAUAUGCGUGCCCUGGAGCAGCUCUCCUUAGUCUGCCGUGGUUUUUACAUACGUGCAAGGGACCCAGAGAUUUGGCGCUCGGCCUGUUUAAGAGUGUGGGGACGGAGCUGUACCAAACUUGGACCCUUCAAGUCCUGGAGAGAGAUGUUCCUAGAGCGGCCUCGCAUGCGUUUCGAUGGUGUCUACAUCAGCAAGACAUCAUACAUUCGUCAAGGGGAGGAAUCGCUCGACGGAUUUUACAGGGCCUGGCACCAGGUUGAAUACUACAGGUACCUCCGUUUCUUCCCCGAUGGCCAGGUGAUGAUGCUGACCACACCUGAGGACCCACUGUCCGUUGUUCCUCGCUUGUCUAGCAGGAAUACCAAAUUGGAUUCUGUUCUGUAUGGUCAUUACCGUCUGUCACAGGAGACGGACAAUCAAACCAAAGUUUUUAUUGUCUGCAAGAGAAAAGAGGAGAAGGUGGCAGAGUUUCAAAGGAACAGGUUCUGCAGGCGGAACCAAGCGCCGGAGGCCGACCACAGCUUUCAUGUGGGACUGCAGUUGACCUGUGGGGGUCGUCAGCGCUUCAAUAAGCUGGUGUGGAUCCACCAUUCCUGCCACAUCACCUACAGGCUGACUGGAGAAAGUGUCGUCACGGCGUUUGACCUGGACAAGAUGUAUAAUCCCUUUUUCUUUGCACGGGUGAAGAGCUACAACGCUUUCUCCGAGCACCCGCUGUAGGCAGCCGAGACGCAUCCUUGACCCCACCGAGCUCUGAAGGUCGUGCAGCAGUUUACAUAACACCUUCAAAGAUGCACACUCGUCUGUCUGUUAGACUUGUUCUGUAAACGAGCUCAGUUUUCUUUUCUAAACGAAUGAGUUUUAGUUUUUAUUUCCUACAUUGUUUUGGUGUUGAUCACACGAGCAUGUUACAUGUCAGGUUUACAACAUCAAGUAUCACAUAUUUCUGAUUUUCAUAAACUGGACACAGUAGUGUGCUAAGAGAACGGAGUGAUUCACCUGUUCCCAGCAGAGGCCGGUUCCAAACUUAUUCCUCGGUGCAGUUUCCUUGUCACAUUAAAAGUGGUGAACACGA